Molecule: messenger RNA, 882 nt
Organism: Ordospora colligata OC4
Lineage: Eukaryota; Fungi; Microsporidia; Ordosporidae
Product: zuotin-like protein
Exons: 1
Coding region: 1-882 (293 amino acids)
Biological process (GO): regulation of translational fidelity; 'de novo' cotranslational protein folding
Cellular component (GO): cytosol
Molecular function (GO): ribosome binding; Hsp70 protein binding
Source: RefSeq, a predicted model, not a curated record
AUGACAGAUCUGUUAAUGAAAUAUGAAAAACUCAAAGGAGAAGCAGCAAGGAUUGAGAAUGAGUAUUUGAGCAGACGACGAAUUACGAGGCUGUAUAGCAAGGAGCAGCUUAAAAAUCCUUGGGGAGUGGAUUUGUAUCUACUGCUUGAUCUUGACAUGUACAGGACGCAGAAAAUACCCAAGGAUAUUCUUAGCCAUGUGGUGAAAGUAAAGAAGUAUUUCUACCAUCCUGAUUUGCCUGAAGGAAGUAACGAGGCUUUUGUAUUGGUUAAGAUGGCAAAUGAGAUACUCGGGGAUCCAAGGCUACGACUGAUAUAUAACUCGAAUUUUUUCGACGAUGCAAUUCCUGAGGAUAGGAUAUACUAUAGCGAUGAGUUUUUCCAUGUGUUUGGGGAAUGUUUUGAGAGGAAUGGGAAGUUCAGUGUGCGGCAGCCGGUUCCACAGUUAAAACCAAAUGACGAUAUAAAAUCUGUUGAAGAGUUCUAUGAGUUCUGGAGCAACUUUAAGUCCUGGAGAACGUAUGAGAAUCCUGAUGAGUUCUAUAAAAUGAAUUUACAGGACAGAUCACGAUACACAAUGAAUCACCAGGAGCAGAUGAAGCAGUCGAGGAAUAAGGACAUCUUGCGGAUCAAGAAGCUAGUGCAGAUUGCAAAGAAGCGAGACCCAAGAAUAGGUAAAAGCAUAGUUCAACAGGUCAUGGAGAUGAAAGUGAGCGAGUGGAGUGAUCAGGAGAUUGCAACACUAAAGCGAUUGCUGAUGCUAUUUAAUAAGACAUCUAAGAACAAGUGGGAGGUGAUUACGGAGAAGCUGGUGGAAAUAACGGGAACCAAACGCAGUGUUGAUGAGGUGAUGAAGAAGGUACAGGAGAUUGGAAAGAAGUAG